Molecule: messenger RNA, 333 nt
Organism: Soboliphyme baturini
Lineage: Eukaryota; Metazoa; Nematoda; Enoplea; Dioctophymatida; Soboliphymatidae
Source: the annotation of a GenBank genome assembly
AUGUCAUCCAUAUUUUCGUACGUCUUCUGCUUCGACGUUUUGUACUGCACCCUAACGCCCAACUCUGCGAAAUGCAAGGAAAACGAAGUAUUUAACGAGUGCGGGAGCGCUUGUGAGCCGACAUGUGAAUCGAUAAAGAGCAACUUGCCGGUUGCAUGUCCCCUUAUAUGCAUCGCUAAGUGUGUUUGCAAAGAAGGCUUCGUUCUAAAUAGCAAGGGAGAAUGCAUCCCAACUUGCAAUUUCGAUGAAAGGCUAAAUUUUAACGCUGUAACGAUUUGCUUCAUACGUCACAGGAAAACUACAAUGAAACAAGAGGGCAGACGAGAUAUUUGA